Molecule: messenger RNA, 4627 nt
Organism: Tachysurus fulvidraco (yellow catfish)
Lineage: Eukaryota; Metazoa; Chordata; Actinopteri; Siluriformes; Bagridae
Product: SREBF chaperone
Exons: 23
Coding region: 291-3968 (1225 amino acids)
Biological process (GO): SREBP signaling pathway
Cellular component (GO): endoplasmic reticulum membrane; Golgi membrane
Molecular function (GO): sterol binding; protein binding
Source: RefSeq, a predicted model, not a curated record
CACACACACACACACACACACACACACACACACACACACACACACACACACACACACACACACACACACACACACACACGAAUCUGUCAAAAUAGUGUGUACAUGCGACUCUGCUUUAAUACCUUGUGUUAUAUCUGUAAGUGACUGAGGCACAAAUCAGCAGACCGUCAAAUAAAUCUCUUAUAACGGAAGAAGAGAAGCUUUAAGUACCCGGAUGAACUUCGGUGCCGCCCAGUUGGAACACACGAGCCCGAUGGCUGCCAGCUGACCUUUGACCUUCGACCGCCAGGAUGAUGUCGGUCAGAGAGCGUCUCCGCCAGAACAUCUCGGCCGCCUUCUACAGGCACGGCCUGCUCUGCGCCUCCUACCCAGUUCCCAUCAUCCUCUUCACCUCCGCCAGCAUCCUGGCCUGCUGUUACCCCCUGUUGAAGUUGCCCUUGCCGGGAACAGGUCCUGUAGAGUUUACCACUGGGGUGAAGGAUUAUUCCGUCCCUCACCACGAGCCCCAGGGUGACCCAGGCGAGCAUCCUGAUUGGUAUCACGGUGCCCCGGUUGCUUACAUCCAGCAGGUGCUGGUGAAGGCGGCCGUGUCUCCGUGGGACAGCAGCUUGGUGCCCGUGGACGUGUUUCGCUCGCCGCUCGGCCGAGUCUUCAGCCUCCUGGAGGAAAUCCGUAACCAUGUUAACGCUGAGAGAGGUUUGGAGUCUCUCUGUCUCCAGGUGACUGAUCUGUUGCCGGGGUUACGGCGCAUGCAGUCCGUGCUUCCCGAACACGGCUGUCUGCUGGUUUCCCCCGGCAACUACUGGCAGAACCGGCAGGACGUGUUUGACUCUGAUCCAGACAUCCUGAAGACCAUCCAGCAACAUGAACCUAAAGGCCUGCACACGUCUGCCACGCUGAAAGACCUUCUGUUUGGUGUCCCAGGGAAAAAAACAGGCAUCAGUCUGUACAGUAAAAAGCGAGUGGUCACGUACACCAUCACCAUCGCCUUCAGCAGUUACGACUCCAGGUUUGUAGGCAGCCUGCGUGCUCGUCUGAAGCAGCUCCACCCGUCCGUGAACUGCAGCCUGCGUGAGGAUCACAUGGUGCACGUCCACUUUAAAGAAGAGAUCGGCAUCGCCGAACUAAUCCCCCUCGUCACCACUUACAUCAUCCUCUUCGCCUACAUCUACUUCUCCACCCGGAAGAUCGACAUGGUGAAGUCUAAGUGGGGUUUGGCUUUGGCUGCCGUGGUAACAGUGCUCAGCUCUUUGCUCAUGUCUGUAGGACUCUGCACCCUGUUUGGCCUCACACCCACACUCAACGGAGGGGAGAUCUUUCCAUACCUGGUGGUUGUGAUCGGGAUCGAGAACGUUCUGGUCCUCACCAAGUCUGUGGUGUCGACUCCCGUGGACCUGGAGGUCAAACUUCGUAUUGCACAAGGUCUGAGCAGUGAGAGCUGGUCCAUCAUGAAGAACAUGGCCACUGAGCUGGUCAUCAUCCUGAUCGGAUACUUCACCUUAGUUCCUGCUAUUCAGGAGUUCUGUCUGUUUGCCGUGGUGGGUCUCGUCUCCGAUUUCUUCCUGCAGAUGUUCUUCUUCACCACCGUGCUUUCCAUCGACAUCCGUCGCAUGGAGCUGGCUGAUCUGAAUAGACGUCUCCCAGCCGAGGCAGGCUUGCCCCCUCCUAAACCCACACCCUUACGCCACAGAGAAGCCCCGCCCCCUCCGCGUCCCUCUCCUCACACCAUCACGCUUCAGGCUCCAGCAUUUAGGAAUCUGCGCUUGCCCAAAAGACUCCGUGUCAUCUAUUUCUUGGCACGCACCCGCCUGGCACAACGCAUCAUCAUGGUUGGCACCGUGAUCUGGAUCGGGAUCCUGGUGUACACCGACCCCGCCGGUCUGAGGACGUACCUGGCCGCUCAGGUGUCCGAACAGAGCCCUUUGGGAGAAGCGGGGCUACCUCCUCACCUGGGCGUGGCUCCUGUGUUCCCUGGUGGAGAUCCGACAAGCACCCUGAGUGUUCUGUCUGCCCCAGAUCCUACCCCUGUGCCUGAGAAUCAGUCACAGGGAGCAGAUGCCCCGGGUCCCAUCCCGCUGGUCAGCCCGCAGAUCACGUGGGGCUCGGAGGACGAGGAGGUGUGGAGGCGACUGUCAUUUCGUUACUGGCCCUCGCUUUUCGGCUACUAUAACAUCACACUGGCUAAGAGGUAUAUCAGCAUCCUGCCCGUCAUCCCUGUCACGUUGCACCUGAGCCCUCAGGAAGCCGUCGAGAUGCGACACCCUCAGGAUACCCAGCAUGCACCACGGGUCAGCGCCAGAACCACGCAGCUCCAGACGGACCUCACGCUGUACAAGGUUGCUGCACUGGGCCUCUUUGCUGGGGUUCUCCUGGUUCUCCUGCUCUUCUGUCUCUAUCGGGUUCUUUGUCCUCGUAACUACGGACAGAACGGAGCCCAACAUGGCCGCCGUCGCCGUGGAGACCUACCUUGUGAUGAGUACGGCUACUCGCCGCCGGUCAGCGAGAUCUCACCUCUGCUUCUGAGAGGCCAUAGCAUGGAUAUUGAGUGUUUAGCUAGUGACGGUAUGCUGCUGGCCAGCUGCUGUUUAGCAGGACAGAUUCGUGUGUGGGACGCACAGACUGGGGACUGUCUCACUGUUAUACCUAAUAAUGGUUUGAGGAGGAGCAGCAGUAGUGGAUGUUGGGAUCAGCGUGAUGGCUGGGAUCAUUACGAUCCUGACUCCUCCCCCAGGGCGGAGUCUUGCUCCACAUCCACCCCCGUCAGUGAGUACGCAGUGCGCCGGAGACAGACUCGCCCUGCUCUAUUCGUGGACCAGCCGGACCUCACGGCGCUCAUAGACACCAACUUUAGCGAGCUGCCGCUGCCACACGUACCAUCAGACUGCGGCUUCGACUUCGGCGGCCUGGUGGAGAAGGCGUAUAAAGAGCACGCAGCACCUCCGGCAACGAUGCAAACACCGCUUCCUCCGACUCCUCCCACUCCGCCAGCCCCGCCCAUCGAGAGGCCGAGCUUGCCAUCAGGAGACUGGGAGAGCUCGGUGUGGUCCAUGGAGCUCAGGGGAAACCUGAUCGCUGCAGGGCGGAGCAACGGCAAACUGGAGUUGUGGGAUGCUGUGGAGGGAUUGCUGCGGUGCUGCAAUGAAGAUGGAUCAUCAGGAAUCACCGCGCUGGCUUUCUUGAACAAUAGGAUUGUUGCAGCACGUCUGAAUGGUUCUCUCGAUUUCUUCACUGUGGACUUCAACAAACCGCUGGGUUUACUGCAGCACCGAGGGACCCUGAGUUGUAGUCUACCACCGUCGCCGUGUUACAGCAGUGAUGACGUCAUCAGCUGCCAGUUGACACGCUCAGUUCUGUGCGCACACCAGAAACCCAUCACUGUGCUAAAAGCUGCUGCAGGUCGAGUCGUCACAGGCAGCCAGGAUCACACUGUCAGAGUGUAUCGUCUGGAAGAUUCCUGCUGCCUCUUUACCCUGCAGGGUCACUCAGGUGGCAUCACUGCCAUUUACAUAGACCAGACGAUGGUGCUGGCCAGCGGGGGUCAGGAUGGUGCCAUCUGCUUAUGGGAUGUCCUCACAGGAAAUCGUGUGAGCCAGGUUUACGGUCACCGUGGUGAUGUAACGUCACUCGUUUGCACUACUUCCUGUGUGAUCAGCAGCGGUUUGGACGAUCUUAUCUGUGUCUGGGACCGAAGCACCGGCAUCAAGCUCUACUCCAUACAGCAGGAAGUGGGCUGUGGCGCCAGUUUGGCUGUGAUCUCAGAGAGUUUAUUAGUGACUGGAGGGAACGGCUGCGUGUCCUUCUGGGACCUGAACUAUGGGGAUUUACUGCAGACGGUGUAUCUGGGGCAGAACAGCGAGGGGCAGCAUGUGCGGCAGCUGCUCGUGCUCGAAAACGCCGCCAUCGUGUGUGACUUUGGCAGUGAGCUCAGCCUCGUCUAUGUGCCCUCUGUACUGGAGAAGCUGGACUAAACACACACGCGCACACAUUUAGAAUUGUGUGUGUGUGAGAGAUCUGAUGGACCAUCGUCUCUGCUUGGCCUGGAUCAACAGGCUGGUUUUAUUUCGACUUUACAAAUUGCUUUCUGUUUCUUUAUAGAAAAACAGGAAUUGAUGGUUUGGACAGAAAUGUGUGUGUGUGUGUCUGUGUGAGUGUUAAUGCUCUGGGCAUUUUAUUUUUAAAUAACUUGCGAGUAGUGAGACAAAACUAGGGUGUAAGUGUGUGAGUUCCUGCUGUAUUAUUCUCUCUAAUGGAAGAGCUUUUUAUAUUUUUUGCUAGAAAAUGACUAAAAAAAUCACAUCGCAAUGCAUUUUUACUCGCAGGGCGAAAAUCGCUGCCUGAAGGAAGAGGUGUGUGUGUGUGUGUGUGAGAGAGACUCAGAGUGAGUGUGAAGUGUAAGAGGAUGUAGAAGUUUACAUGGAGAAUAACUGCUGAUUGUGUGUGUGUGUGUGUGUGUGUGUUGAGGGACACGUGUCAUUUUUUUUUAAUAUUUAAAAAAAAAAUUCCUUAUUUAUUAGCGAUUAAUUUCUAAAGGUUUGUAUAAAAAUGCUGAACUCUCUCAUUACUGUCAGGUCUUUACUGUAUAAAACACUGAUUAACUGAAACUUUAAUUAUAGAAUAUUCAUUUGGA